ACAGACAAAAUAGUAGUUGGUCUGUGUAUGACAAACAAAUUUCGCUUUGUAAUCGUCGAUACUUUUCUCUUGGUUUCUGAGUUUAAUACAAAGAAAUUUAAAUGGGACAAAAUCAAUCAGGUGGUGGAAGCGGUGGAGAUAAGAAAGAUGACAAGGACAAAAAGAAGAAAUACGAGCCUCCAAUUCCUACAAGAGUAGGCAAGAAGAAGCGUAAAGCUAAGGGACCCGAUGCGGCGUUGAAACUCCCCCAAGUAACACCCCACACCAAAUGUCGACUAAAACUAUUGAAACUGGAAAGAAUCAAGGAUUACUUACUCAUGGAGGAAGAAUUCAUCAGGAAUCAAGAGCGACUAAAGCCCCAGGAGGAGAAGAUUGAAGAAGAGAGGUCGAAGGUUGAUGAUUUGAGAGGAACUCCUAUGUCUGUUGGUAAUCUCGAAGAAAUCAUAGAUGAUAAUCAUGCUAUUGUCUCUACAUCUGUGGGUAGUGAGCAUUAUGUGAGCAUUUUAUCCUUUGUGGAUAAAGAUCAGUUGGAGCCUGGAUGUUCAGUACUGCUGAAUCACAAGGUUCAUGCUGUUGUGGGAGUUCUGGGUGAUGAUACAGAUCCAAUGGUCUCAGUCAUGAAACUGGAAAAAGCACCUCAAGAAACAUAUGCUGACAUUGGUGGUCUAGAUACUCAAAUACAGGAAAUCAAGGAAUCAGUAGAACUGCCUCUUACACAUCCUGAAUACUAUGAAGAAAUGGGCAUCAAACCACCCAAGGGAGUAAUUUUGUAUGGACCACCUGGUACAGGCAAGACUCUGCUGGCCAAAGCUGUUGCCAACCAAACAUCUGCCACCUUUCUUAGAGUUGUUGGCUCUGAGCUUAUACAGAAGUACUUGGGUGAUGGACCUAAACUUGUACGUGAGCUGUUUAGAGUGGCUGAGGAGCAUGCACCUUCCAUUGUUUUUAUUGAUGAAAUUGAUGCUGUGGGUACCAAACGUUAUGACUCUAAUUCUGGAGGUGAGAGAGAAAUUCAAAGAACUAUGUUGGAAUUACUGAAUCAACUGGAUGGGUUUGAUUCCCGUGGUGAUGUAAAAGUAAUCAUGGCUACUAAUCGCAUAGAAACAUUAGAUCCUGCACUGAUUCGUCCAGGUCGUAUUGACCGGAAGAUUGAGUUUCCUCUACCAGACGAAAAGACUAAAAGGAGGAUUUUCACUAUUCAUACUUCCAGAAUGACUUUAGCUGAUGAUGUUAAUCUGUCUGAAUUAAUUAUGUCAAAAGAUGACCUUUCUGGUGCAGAUAUCAAGGCUAUCUGUACUGAAGCUGGCUUGAUGGCGUUGAGAGAGCGUCGCAUGAAAGUCACUAAUGAGGACUUCAAGAAAUCUAAGGAGAGUGUUCUCUACAGGAAAAAAGAAGGCACUCCUGAAGGGCUAUAUUUAUGAAUCUAUUGUAUUUUAUAUGGUUCAGAUAUCAUUCUGCAUACAUUGUUAAUUUGUGUUUCCAUAUCUCAACUUUCCAAAAUGACUAUUACUAAAAUUUAUUAACAUACUAUAAUGAUACCGAGAUUAGAAACAGUAUCGCGAAUAUAAUAAAAAGUAAAGUAAGAACUUAAUGUAUUUUUAUUCACAACAGUCUUAUUGCAUCCUCUUAAAGCAUAUUUGUUAAUUUUAGGAUGUGGGUUGUAUUUCUUAAUUAG
Achroia grisella is the source of this 1675-nucleotide messenger RNA. It is a transcript of the gene Rpt2, whose product is annotated as 26S proteasome regulatory subunit 4. Gene Ontology annotation, biological process: proteasome-mediated ubiquitin-dependent protein catabolic process. Gene Ontology annotation, cellular component: proteasome regulatory particle, base subcomplex. The record is from RefSeq and is a predicted model, not a curated record. The coding region runs from base 102 to 1421 and encodes 439 amino acids. The transcript has 9 exons. Gene Ontology annotation, molecular function: proteasome-activating activity; ATP binding; ATP hydrolysis activity. Lineage: Eukaryota; Metazoa; Arthropoda; Insecta; Lepidoptera; Pyralidae.